Etheostoma spectabile (orangethroat darter) is the source of this 2593-nucleotide messenger RNA. It is a transcript of the gene foxp1b, whose product is annotated as forkhead box P1b. Gene Ontology annotation, biological process: regulation of transcription by RNA polymerase II. The record is from RefSeq and is a predicted model, not a curated record. The transcript is spliced from 20 exons. Gene Ontology annotation, cellular component: nucleus. Lineage: Eukaryota; Metazoa; Chordata; Actinopteri; Perciformes; Percidae. Gene Ontology annotation, molecular function: RNA polymerase II cis-regulatory region sequence-specific DNA binding; DNA-binding transcription repressor activity, RNA polymerase II-specific. The coding region runs from base 400 to 2514 and encodes 704 amino acids.
CUCCACCACCACCACCACCACCUCGCCACCAACACCAGCGGGCGGAGUAAUAGCCUAUUUACGUGUGGUGUUUACGGUGUGAUUUGUUCUCGCAUGCGUUCUCGGUACACAAGCUCGCGUGCACGGUUUAUCUCAUACUAGCAAAUCGGUACCCUCCGCGUGCGCCUGUUAGCUGCUGUAAAGCGUUUCCCAUUCUGUGGUCCUGCCCUCAAGAUUGUGAGCUGAAUUCUGAUUGGAGGAAAUGGAGUGCCAAUCUGUCCUGCACCAGUGAUCAGGCCGGGAGACUCCAGUGGUGACAUCCUGUGGGGCCAGAGAUCAAAGGCGAGGAGGCUGUUUUACCACUGCUGGAACUGAAGAUUGCUUUAAAUAAGCAAGUCCUUGUAGAAGGUUUUUUAAGUCAUGAUGCAAGAAUCUGGGACCGAGGCUAUGAGCAACGGACCAGCCAAUCAAAAUGGAGGAAGGAGCGUGGAGGGCGGAUCCAGGGAGGGACCAACCAAGAGCGCAACGCCAUCAAUGGAGGUGACUGCAGCUGACCUCCUGCAUCUCCAGCAGCACCAGGCUCUCCAAGUGGCUCGGCAGAUACUCCUCCAGCAGCAACACCAACAGCAGCAGUCCCACUCACAGCAUCUGCAGUCUCAACAAAACACUGGCCGCAAAUCCCCUAAAGCCAACGACAAGCAGCAAAGCCUACAGGUUCCAGUUUCAGUGGCUAUGAUGACACCCCAAGUGAUAACUCCUCAGCAGAUGCAGCAAAUCCUUCAGCAGCAAGUCCUGAGCCCUCAGCAGCUCCAGGUUCUUCUCCAGCAGCAACAAGCCCUCAUGUUACAACAGCAGCAACUCCAAGAGUUCUACAAGAAACAGCAGGAACAGCUCCACCUCCAGCUUUUACAGCAGCAGCAGCAGCAGCAGCAGCAACAGCAACAGCAGCAGCAUGCAGGCAGCAAGCAGAGUAAAGAGCAGCAGGUGUCAGCCCAGCAGUUGGCCUUCCAGCAGCAGCUCCUGCAGGUCCAGCAGGUCCAGCAGCAGCAUCUGCUCAACCUUCAGAGACAAGGGCUGCUCACAAUCCAGCCUGGACAGACCGGCCUGCCACUGCACUCCCUCACUCAGGGCAUGAUUCCAGCAGAGCUACAGCAACUGUGGAAGGAGGUUACAAACGCUCACGUGAAGGAGGAGCACAACAACAGCAGCAACAACGGCCACCGGGGCCUUGACCUGUCCUCCCCAGCACCGCCUAAGAACCCACUCCUCAACCAGCAUGCCUCCACCAACGGGCAGUACCUGAGUCACAAGAGAGAGGGAUCCACACUAGAAGAGCAUUCCCCACACAGUCACCCUCUCUAUGGUCACGGUGUUUGCAAGUGGCCUGGAUGUGAAGCGGUGUUUGAUGAUUUCCAUUCAUUCCUUAAGCAUCUUAACAAUGAGCACGCCCUGGAUGACAGGAGCACGGCCCAGUGUCGGGUGCAAAUGCAGGUCGUACAACAGCUGGAGCUGCAGCUAUCGAAAGACAAAGAGCGUCUGCAAGCUAUGAUGACGCACCUACAUGUCAAGUCCACGGAGCCCAAAGCCACCCCACAGCCGCUCAACCUGGUGUCCAACGUCACAUUGUCCAAAUCGGCCCCCGAGGCCUCUCCUCCUCUGAGCCUGCCCCGGACCCCCACCACACCCACAGCACCACUAACACCCCUGUCCCAUACCCACUCCGUCAUCACAUCCAACAGCCUCCACAGCGUGGGCCCUAUGCGACGACGCUACUCGGAAAAAUACAACAUGCCCAUCUCUCCAGAUCUCAGUCAAAACAAAGAGUUUUACAUGAAUGCAGAUGUUAGACCGCCGUUCACGUAUGCCUCACUAAUAAGACAGGCAAUUCUCGAAUCUCCAGAAAAGCAGCUAACACUAAACGAAAUCUACAACUGGUUCACACGAAUGUUUGCAUAUUUUAGACGCAACGCAGCGACGUGGAAGGGUGCCAUUCGCACCAACCUUUCCCUGCAUAAGUGCUUUGUGAGAGUAGAGGAUGAGUUUGGGUCCUUUUGGACUGUUGAUGAUGAGGAGUUUAAGCGCGGCCGCCACAUACAGCGAGGCCGUCCUCGGAAAUACGCCGCUGAUGAGAACUUUGAUGAGCUGCUCGUACAAAGUCCAGCCUUAGUGAAGAACAUUCAGACCAGCUUGGGCUAUGGUCCGACCCUCUCUGCUGCCUUCCAGGCUUCAAUGGCAGAAAACAACAUACCUCUAUACACUACUGCUUCCAUUGGAAGUCCCACCCUCCACUCCCUGGCUAACGCCAUCCGUGAGGAGAUGAAUGGAGCGAUGGACCAUGGAAACAGCAACGGCAGUGACAGCAGCCCGGGACGCUCGCCCCUGCUAGCUAUGCAUCACAUCAGCGUUAAGGAGGAACCACUGGACCCCGAAGACCAUGACGGGCCCCUCUCCCUGGUAACGACUGCCAAUCAUAGUCCAGAUUUCGAUCACCACAGAGAUUACGAUGACGACCAGGGCCACGACGACAUGCUGUAAGGCUAGCGCCGCCCCUCGCCCGGCCUCAGAGGCAGAGGCAGUCGGGGUCAUCUGGGAGACAGAAACGCUUCGCAGAUAA